AUGGAUUUCAAAAAUCCAUGGGAAGAUUUUAUUUUCGACCAGACAGUCGAUAAUAUUAAUGAAUCCUCUGACUGUUUUAACAAUAUAAAGCUUAGCAACUUUCCAUUUCUCAAAAGUCAGUUUUCCUCCAUUGACUAUCUCAUAAAGUGUGAAUUAUGCAAUGUUAUGCUUCUUCCGGAGAGCAUUUCUGUGCAUUAUGACGACCGGCACUCAGAGCCCCCAAAGUCUGUCGGUUCUGCUGUCUUGCCAUACGAAGCUGUUUCUUGGUGUGAAUGUCAGGCUGAAAUUGAUUCCAAAAAGGAUCGGACUUCCAAACGUACUAAGGUCGCGCCUCUCAAGCGUUCUAAACGCAACACACCUAACCCCUCAGAUGCCGCGCCUUAUUCAAUUAAAAUGGACAUAUCGAAAACAGUUAUUACAAGUCGAGAAGUAGAAAAGACCAGUCAUGAGGAACUUAGAGAACCAGUUUUGUUGAAAUUAGCAAAAUCAGAUGGAAGAAUAUCUCAAAAUGAGGAAGUGUCCAAAAAGCCUUUAAGGACACCUGCAGAGAGUAAACUCAAUGAGCGAUCUGUGUGGUCGGUUGUUUGUCCAAGAGAGCAUUCUGCUGGUAAUUUUUAUGAACUCACCUCCAAAGGUCAGGUUGAGGAAAGUCGACACCUGGGGAAAGAUAUGUUUGAGUGCCGAUCAAGUUUUAAUCAUUCUAAUGAUUCUGGCAUCGGAUCUCAAGCACAUUCAGUUUUUCGCUGUUCAUCAUAUCCCCCGACACCUUCAUUGUCUCCACAUCUUCCAAGUUCUAGUCCAUCAAAUGUUUCUGAUGACACGACAUUUGGUUUCAACCAGUUCCGGCCUGAAGUUGCAAACCGACCUGUUUCACGCUCAUCCCACUCUAGUUCUAGCAGUGGAAUCGGUAUUUCUGAUCAGCACAAUACUGAUUCUAGCAUUACUAUUCCAACAACAAUUUUCAAUGUAAAUAGUACAAAAGCAGUCACUUCACUUCCUUUAUCAGACAUAAAGUCAACUGCCAAAUGCAAGGUUAAGUGCAAGCUCUCGACGGUUUGCCUUCGGAACAACGUCCCUCUAUGUUCCACUUCCUCUCAACCGGUGAUCUCGGGUGAGGCAUUGACUAAAGUGCAUCCCAGUAGGGAAGUAGAGUCAGCUGUACAUCAUCUAAAAAACAAUCGUCAAGAAUUCGAUGGUAAAUUAAUUAGUAGUGAGUUGAGGCGGAAUGGUUUCCAUAGCUGGAUUACUGGUGAACGACCGACGUCAUUAGAUGCCACACACAAAGCCGAUAACGUUAGACGUUUAUUGGCAUUUCAACGGCUAUCAACCCAAGAAAUCAAACAAUUCUAUUGCAACAAGCCCCUAGACAGAUAAAGAGUGUGCAUUUAGCACCUUCUUUCAUCUCACAAUAUUAUCAAACAGAAAAUUUGGAAGGGAAUGAAGCUUCUACUUCGAGUGACACUAAUCGAUUUGUCCAACCAAAUAUUUUAAUACAACCAGAAAAGUCCUCAAAACUAGACGUGGUAAAUGAUAGUUCAU
Molecule: messenger RNA, 1539 nt
Organism: Schistosoma mattheei
Lineage: Eukaryota; Metazoa; Platyhelminthes; Trematoda; Strigeidida; Schistosomatidae
Source: the annotation of a GenBank genome assembly